Messenger RNA from Ilyonectria robusta, 579 nucleotides. Its product is annotated as FKBP-type peptidyl-prolyl cis-trans isomerase. The coding region runs from base 1 to 579 and encodes 192 amino acids. Gene Ontology annotation, molecular function: peptidyl-prolyl cis-trans isomerase activity. Gene Ontology annotation, biological process: protein peptidyl-prolyl isomerization. The transcript is spliced from 5 exons. The record is from RefSeq and is a predicted model, not a curated record. NCBI's taxonomy places the organism in Eukaryota, Fungi, Ascomycota, Sordariomycetes, Hypocreales, Nectriaceae.
AUGAAGGCCGCCCUAUUCCUUUCCGCCCUGGCCUCUGUCGCCGUCAGUGCUGUCGCCGCGGACCCCGCGAAGCUCGAGGUUGACGUGACCGUCCCCGUCAACUGCGAGCGCAAGACCCAGAAGGGAGACAAGGUCUCCAUGCACUACCGCGGUACGCUGCAGGCCAACGGCAAGCAGUUUGAUGCCAGCAUCGACCGUGGCGUCCCCUUCUCUUUCAAGCUCGGUACCGGCCAGGUCAUUAAGGGAUGGGAUCAGGGUCUCCUGGACAUGUGCAUUGGCGAGAAGAGGAAGCUGACUAUCCCUCCCGAGUUUGGCUACGGCCAGCGCGCCAUAGGCCCUAUCCCUGCUGGAUCAACUCUCAUCUUCGAGACGGAGCUCCUUGGCAUCGAUGGCGUCACGAAGCCCGACCCGAUUGACUACGUUACGGUCGAGUCCGAGCCUGCUGAGAAGGCUGCUGAUGACACCGAGAGUGUAGCUGAGGGCGUUGCUGAGAAGCUUGUCAGCGCCGCGUCCGAGGCUACUGAGGCCGUCAAGACGAUUCUCGCCGACACCGACGACGCGGCUCACGAGGAGCUGUAA